Molecule: messenger RNA, 1410 nt
Organism: Amoebophrya sp. A120
Lineage: Eukaryota; Dinophyceae; Syndiniales; Amoebophryaceae
Source: the annotation of a GenBank genome assembly
AUGUCGCUCACCUUUCUUUUCUUUUUUCUAUUCACGCACUUUUUUAACAUUUUACUUCGAUUCCGACUUGUACUCACCUCUUUUCAUCAUGACCUCUUCCUACGUAUUUUUACUUCUAAUUUUGAUUCUCUACGCUACCGUCUGGAGAUCUGUGCUAACUUCUUCUCCUACAGUGCCAAAGAUCUGGAUACUAGUUUCCCUGCGCUACACUUCUGUCCGAAGAACAAGAUCCAGUUGCAAGCUGGAUCCGUGCGAAAAGACAGCUGAUACAGGUAGAACGCCAGUUAGUUGCAGUGGCGGAUGAAGGCUGACGAUGUUCAUCUGCGGUAGCAAAAAUCAAUACAAGAUCAAGAACCAGAUCCCCAAGCUUUCACAAGGCGAGUACAGCUGUACCAGAUCCACAUCCACCGGCAUUACCAUGGUCCCCCGAAGGCAGGCUUGUUUGAAUCGGAAAAAAAAAAUAAAGAUCGCAAAAUAAAAUAAAGAAAGCUCUGCGACAAAUCCGCAAGGAUGAGCAUUAAGAAAGGGUUAAUAGGGUUUAGGGGCAAGGCAACUGGGCGACGCUGGGUGUAACUUCGUGUUUUCCAGUGUUUCCUGGUGGCGUUUGCGUGCCAUCGCUUAAGCCUCGGCUACGCUGAUGUUGACAGGAAGGGAGAGCAGAGGAGGCUCUCUUAGGACCUGCCAGUUUUGUGGAUCCUGUUGGACACGAGGAAGGGCAAGCAGAGGCGGCUUGUUUUGGACCUCGUGGCUGCGCGGAGGUUGGUAGAACUAGCACGGAAGAGGAGGUAGUGCUAGUCCCGCCUGAAGCCAAGGACUAAGAGCAUCCCGGUGCAAUUUUUCUGAGGCAACUCCCCAGUCUUGGCUGUUCGACAUCAAAGCGGGUGUUUUUUAGUCAAGUUCUGGUGGAAAAUUGUUGAAACACAGCUUGCCUGCCACUUACUCUCAGGAACUCAGAUAGCACGUACAACAGUCACUCGCUCGCCUAAAGAAGCGAGCACACAGUUGAUUUUACACAUUAACGACGCACCCAAAAUUAAUUAACUAUUUAGUGGCAGUAACAUCAACAACACGAAAAAACAUCUUGUUUCUGUAUCUGUACUACUAAAGCCCCCUCUUACUGAAGUAUUUUCCUGCGUCUCACCCCUUUCAAAAACCGUAUUUGAUGAAGGCACCAGCAUCACACGGAGCGCACAACUACUACGACACGCGGUCGUGAGCAAAGUUAUGAAGGACGAAGUCUCCCACUUCUUGACCCCUUAUCUAAUUACAGAGUCCUUUCUUUUACGACUAAACAAGAAAACAUCUCCGGUUGCUGGUGUCUGAUGAAUGAAGAAGAUAAAGAACGCGUUUGAAGAACAUCAUAUCAUUAUCAUAUCAAAAGAAUUCGCUACGACACACAGAGGUGAGGCU